CUGUAUAAGGAGGUUGUGUGUUUUAACGUGUCCACGCUUGCCAAGCUGGAUUGCUUCUGAUGUAGCUUCAUCGUCUCGGACGCGAUUAUCCCGAACCCAAGUGAGUCCAUCAAGCUGCCGUACAGUUAAACUGGAACCUAUUACUAAGCAACCUGCAUGCUGUCAGCUAUGACUUCCACGGGAAACUUAGAAGACUGUUUGAGCGUAUGUUCUCAUCUCGCACGGCGUCGUGGGUUUGUACAGUGUUCAUCAUUCAGCUCACUUCUAGGCAAUCGUCACCUUGAAAAGGACGAAGAGAUUAAGAAGGCUCUAACACUAGCUGAGCAUAUCCAGAACGGUACGCCUCAGUUGUUUCAAGGGUGAGCUUGACUCACCUGGUCUUAGAAACCAUCGCUCUUUAUCGGCUGAAGAAGUACA
This is a messenger RNA of Cantharellus anzutake, 417 nucleotides long. RefSeq lists its product as uncharacterized. The transcript has a single exon. NCBI's taxonomy places the organism in Eukaryota, Fungi, Basidiomycota, Agaricomycetes, Cantharellales, Hydnaceae. The record is from RefSeq and is a predicted model, not a curated record. Bases 157 to 363 code for a protein of 68 amino acids.